AUGGGCUCCUCUCGGGCACCCCGGAUGGGGCGUGUGGGAGGGCAAGGAAUCGUGGCAUUGCUGUUGGCUGGUCUUCUCCUGCCAGGGACCUUGUCUAAGAGCAUCGGGACCUUCUCAGACCCUUGUAAGGACCCCUCACGUAUCACCUCCCCCAAUGACCCCUGUCUCAGUGGGGGCUCCAGUAGCUUCAAUAGCCACAGCGGCUCCAGCGGUUCGGUUUCCAGCUCCAGCGGUGGCUCUGGCGGCAGCUUCAGUGGCAGACCCAGUGGUGUUCACAGCAGUGGCUCCAGUGGUGGCUCCAGUGGUAUUUACGGCGCCGGUUCCAGUGUUGGCUCCAGUGGAUCCAGUGCUGCCCAGGGUGGUUCUUCAGUAUUUAAGCCAGGAACAGGGUAUUCCCACAGCAGCUACUCCUCUGGAUCUGGCUCUAGUCUACAAGGUGCAUCCAGCUCCUCCUACUCAGGAAGCAGUGGCAGCUCCCACUCAGGAAGCAGCAGCUCCCACUCAGGAAGCAGCAGCUCCCACUCAGGAAGCAGCAGCUCUCACACAGGGUCUGGUUCAGCCCGACCAGUCAAUGAUGGCUCUUCCCGCUUGGUAAUAAGCUCUUCCCAAUCUAGAGGAGGCUCAAGCUCUUCUGGUUCCCAAACCUGGAUGUCUAGCAGCAGUGGCCAGGUCAACUCCAACCAGCACCCCUGUAGCUCGGAUAUCCCUGACUCUCCCUGCAGUGGGGGGCCCAUCGUCUCGCACUCUGGCUCCUACAUCUCUGGCUCCCACUCUGUGUCAGGGGGUCAAAGGCCUGUGGUGGUGGUAGUGGAACAGCAUGGCUCUGGGGGUCCUGGGGGUGUUCAAGGUGGCCCCUGCAGUAGUGGUGGCCUUUCAGGCAAGCCCUGCCCCCCCAUCACCUCUGUCGACCAGUCCUACGGCGGCUAUGAGGUGGUGGGUGGCUCCUCCAACAGUUACCUGGUCCCAGGCAUGACCUACAGCAAGGGCAAAAUCUAUCCUGUGGGCUACUUUACCAAAGAUAACCCUGUCAGAGGCUCUCCAGGAGUGCCCUCCUUUGCAGCUGGACCCCCCAUCUCUGAGGGUAAAUACUUCUCCAGCAAUCCCAUCAUCCCCAGCUCUUCGGGGUCCAAGUACCCAUCAGGAUCUUCCUCGGUCAUUGUGUUCCAACCAGUGGGCUCUGGGGGGGUCCAGCCCUGCCGAAUUGGUUCCAUGACUUCUAAGGGACCCUGCUCGCCCUUCGGUUCCGGAGUCCACAGUGGUUCUAGCAGUUCUAGCAGUUCCAGCAGUUCUAGCAGUUCCAGUUCAUCCUUCCAUCCCUGUGGCGACGCUUCCCAGGGGCCCUGCUCCUCAUCAGGCACUGGCUCCUUCAGCGGCAGCUCCAGCUCACAGUCUGGUGGCAAGAUUAUCCUUCAGCCCUGUGGCAGCAAGUCCAGCUCUUCUGGUCAACCCUGCUUUUCCGUCUCCUCCUCAAUAUCGAGUGGGGGUCCUGAUGGCUCUCCCCAACCAGAUCCCUCAGCUGGUGCCAGGCUCUGCGGUUCUUCCAAGAUGCCCUGCCGCUCCAUCCGGGACAUCCUGGCCCAAGUGAAGCCUCUGGGACCCCAGCUAGCUGACCCUGAAGUCUUCCAACCCCAGGGAGAGUCACCAGACAGUGCAUAA
This is a messenger RNA of Talpa occidentalis (Iberian mole), 1656 nucleotides long. RefSeq names its product corneodesmosin (gene CDSN). The coding region runs from base 1 to 1656 and encodes 551 amino acids. Lineage: Eukaryota; Metazoa; Chordata; Mammalia; Eulipotyphla; Talpidae. The transcript is spliced from 2 exons. The record is from RefSeq and is a predicted model, not a curated record. Gene Ontology annotation, molecular function: protein homodimerization activity. Gene Ontology annotation, biological process: cell-cell adhesion; skin morphogenesis.